ACAGAUGCCGGGACGAGUGCCGUUUCAACGCCGUGUGCGUGAUCCGCCGGGGCCUCGCCCGCUGCUCCUGCGAACGAGUCAUCUGCGAUGGCGCCUACCAGCCCCUCUGCGGCAGGGACAGCCGGACCUACUACAACGACUGCGAGCGCCAGAAGGCGGAGUGCCAGCAGAAAGCCGCCAUUCCAGUCAAGCACCGCGGACCUUGUGAUCUUGGCAAGCCGAGUCCCUGUUUGAGCGUCGAGUGCCAAUUCGGGGCCACCUGCGUGGUGAAGAACCAGGAGGCGGUUUGCGAGUGCCAGCAAGUGUGCCACAGCAUCUACGAUCCAGUCUGCGGCAGCGACAACCUCACCUACAGCAACCCUUGCGAGUUGGAUGCCAUGGCGUGCGCCCUCCGGAAGGAGAUCCGCGUGAAACACAAGGGCCCCUGUGAAGCGUGUGGGGCCACAGUGUGUUCCUUCGGGGCAAAGUGUGUGGACGGGCAGUGCCUCUGCCCCCGUUGUGAGCAGCAGCCCUUGUCCCGCGUCUGUGGCAGCAAUGGCAUCACGUACAACAACGAGUGCGAACUGCGCCUGGCGGCUUGCCAGCAGAAGGAAGAAGUGGAGGUCGAGAAGAGGGGCCCGUGCGAAGACGAGUGCGGCUCGGGUGAUGGGUCUGGUUCCGGAGAUGCCAUCGAGUGCGAGAGAGACAGCUGCCGGAAGUACGGCGGUUCUUGGGACGAGGAUGUGGAAGAUGACCGCUGCGUGUGUGACUAUACCUGUGGGACCGUGCCACAGAACUUGGAGUCCCCACGCUUCCGUCUUCCUUGCCAGAACUCCUUCACUGUAGCAAAACCGUUUACGGCUGCUGCCCAGACAACGUGACUUUGGCGCUUGGAGUGGGGUCAGCUGGAUGCCCCAGCACUUGCCACUGUAACCCCUAUGGCUCCUACGGAGGGAGCUGCGAUCCCAGCACAGGCCAGUGCUCCUGCAAACCCGGGGUCGGGGGAUUGAAAUGUGACCGCUGCGAACCCGGGUUCUGGAACUUCCGUGGCAUCGUCACGGACAACAAGAGCGGCUGCACCCGUGAGUACCUCUGGUUGCCACCUGGGUGGGAAAACGCUGGGGGUGGUAAAGCCUGUUUCAUCUGUCCCGUUCAGGGUAGGAGACGAGCAGGCAGAGUGGGAGGUGGUGGAGUUAAGCGGGUAUCUAGCCUGGAAUCUUUAAAUUGUCACAAACGUCUCAGUCCAAUUUCUCUUGAACUCCAUUGCUCUAGUGCCACGUAUGGGCUGAGCAAUAAGUCUUAUCGACAACUUAACAGGGGCGCGACGGGUCAGUGGCUGAGACGCUGA
Molecule: messenger RNA, 1327 nt
Organism: Thamnophis sirtalis
Lineage: Eukaryota; Metazoa; Chordata; Lepidosauria; Squamata; Natricidae
Source: RefSeq, a predicted model, not a curated record